Messenger RNA from Polyodon spathula (Mississippi paddlefish), 2539 nucleotides. Its product is annotated as receptor-interacting serine/threonine-protein kinase 2-like. Gene Ontology annotation, biological process: regulation of apoptotic process; protein phosphorylation. The record is from RefSeq and is a predicted model, not a curated record. The transcript has 12 exons. Gene Ontology annotation, molecular function: ATP binding; JUN kinase kinase kinase activity. Lineage: Eukaryota; Metazoa; Chordata; Actinopteri; Acipenseriformes; Polyodontidae. Bases 9 to 1724 code for a protein of 571 amino acids.
AGAGUGGAAUGUCUGCUUGCUUGUCUUUUCAAAGUGUAAGGAAGCAGCAAGUGGAUGAAGUCACUUUCUAUCCCUAUUGUGUGGCUGAGGUACCAUUUCAGAAGAAGCCCAACAGGUCCUGUCAAUGUAGGAUGGCUCAGCCCUUCUCUGUGCUCUCGAUCCCCAGCCUGGAUGUGGUGAACCUUACCCUGAUCAGGACCAGCUCUGGGGCCUGUCUGAGAGGUCAGCUCCGAGGUCACGGCCGUCAGGUUUCCAUUAAAGUCCUGACUGUCCGGCGCACUACAGAGAGUGACUGGACUGAGCAUCUCAAGGAGAUUGCACUGGUGUGCCGGGUCCAAUCGGACCGGGUCAUGGUUCCUCUCGGGAUCUAUCGCUCCAAUCUCUUCCUGGGCUUGGUUUCUGAGUGGAUGGGCGGUGGCUCUCUAUACUCCCGCUUGCAUGAGUGCCAGCUGUUUCCGGACUUGCCCUUGCCACUGCUCCUCAGAAUUCUAUUGGAUGUUGCUGAAGGGGUGUGUCACCUGCACAGCCUGACUCCGCCUCUUCUUCACCAGGCCCUUAAGUCCAGCAAUGUCCUGCUCGACACGCAGAACCGGGCUAAGGUCUGCGACUAUGGGCUGUCUCAGUGGAGAGCCUGGAAUCUACAGUCAGUCCCUGCAGACUACAGUGGUCUGUGCAGCCGAGACCUGCCCUAUUUAUCACCAGAGACCUUGCGAGGCGAGGCACCGUCUGCAAAGGGAGACGUAUACAGUUUUGCCGUGCUCAUGUGGGAGGCCCUCAGCAGGAGAAGGCCGUAUCAAGAUAUUGGUCAGCCCCAGGAUCUGGUCUCAUUGGUCCAGAGCGGAGUGCGCCCCGAUACUGGGGAGGAGUUUAUACGUGGUACCGUGCCUCAGCGAAGCUCCCUGAUCCAGCUAAUGACACAGUGCUGGCACCCUGAUCUACACACCAGACCUCAGAUCAGAGAUUGUGUCCUGGAGCUGCGCAGAGUUGUGGAGACGUUUCACCCCUACACACUUUCACAGGCUGCCCUCCAGCUGAAAGAAAUGAAGGAGAGGGCGCUAGAGGGUUGCAAGGACCACCUGACCCAUGCGCUACAGAUUGAGAUCAACAACCUUGAGAUUUCCAGUAGGAAUCCCAAGACUGCUGGAAACAAGUCUGUUCCCAUGCACACACUACAGAUGUUGACCUCUGCACCAGUGGGCCCUGACCCGCACAGGACAAGCCCAAAAACUCCCCCAGUCCCCCAGAUGAGGCGAGGCGUUCCCAUGGAGGCUGCGUCCCAGAGAGAGAGCUGUAGCUUUGCAAGUUCUGUGCCCAGCAGACCAGUCUGUCCCAGAGUUGAUAGCUGGGAGCAACAGAGCAGCCCAGGCAGGUGCUGUCUUGGGCAGAGCCCUCCACCCCCACCCCUGCACCGAACAGGCUCCUUCAGCCAGCCUGAUCAGUGCUCACUGGCGUGGUUUCCAGAGAGGAGCUGCUGCCGGAUCCUGCAGGCCAGGCGGGGCUCCAUCGUUCGGGGGAUGACGGAGGGGAGGCUGAACUACGUGCUGGACAGGCUGCGUUCACGACAGGCGCUGGCCCGAGAAGACUAUGAGUACAUCACGGCUGCCCUGACGCUGGCGGCCCGCACUCGCUGCCUGCUGGACACCUGCCUGUGCCUGGGAGAAGGGACGGCUCAGCUGGUAGUGCAGGCCCUGGGCCUGGGCUCAGCUGGGGGGCUGUGCCAGUGAGAGGGUCGCUGGGCUGGGUGAUUGAACUCGCAGGAGCAGGCUGUGUCGGGGAGGGGGGUGGAUAGACCCUGGGAUUCAAACGGAAAUGCAAUCACGUGAUAUCCAAACUCGCGAUUGAAAGUUCUCAUUUAUAGCUGUAUCGUGAAGCAGGGUUUGGAAGAAACUGUUUCUAAUACGUAAUAAUAAAAGGGUUGUAAUCUGUGCUGUAAUUAUAGCACACACUUUUACAGCAGACUUCAAAGACAAAGGAACUUCUAAGGCAGACGUGGGUCUGCUUGGGUUCACUUAUCAAAGUGUUUUGUUUCGCAGAGUAGAACGUUUUUUGUCAUGUUAAUAUAUUUAAAUGUAUUCGUUAAACCAUCGCAGUUUAAGUAGUUUUUAUAAAACGUUAUACUUUGCUGUGUCGUGUAUAGUAGUUAUAUCUACUGGCAAGGCUAUGAGAGCCUCAUCUCUUGAGUGUUUUUGGUUCUAGUCUUUUCGUGUUAAUGAUCAUAGCCAAGGGGGCAGGAGUUUUAUAGUCAUUAACUUAAAAUGUAAUAAAUAUUCAGCGUUGCUAAAUUUAAAUUGUUAAAUUACUGCUCGCCACACAUCACAUUGAAUGAGGUCUCAAUUAGAUUUUUAAAAAAAGAUUUUUAUUUUUUAUUAUUUUCUUACCUGGAUGAGAAUUUAUAUUGAAACUCCUGCACUCUCCCUACUCACAAGGCAGCAACUGUACACAACAUUAUUGAAUAUAAUUCUGUAUCAUUUUAUAGUACUGGGUAUUCAUAUCUUGCAUCAAGAACAAAGGAUCUGCUAGUACUGGUGUUAUAGUAUGA